Molecule: messenger RNA, 2032 nt
Organism: Anopheles stephensi (Asian malaria mosquito)
Lineage: Eukaryota; Metazoa; Arthropoda; Insecta; Diptera; Culicidae
Gene: Aldh
Product: aldehyde dehydrogenase, mitochondrial
Exons: 5
Coding region: 244-1791 (515 amino acids)
Molecular function (GO): aldehyde dehydrogenase (NAD+) activity
Source: RefSeq, a predicted model, not a curated record
AGUAAAGCCAAACAUCGCGAUCUCCAGAUUUGCCGUGCUGUUUUAUUACGCGGUUUGUAUAUACGGUUCCCUUGAUUAAUAGCGUGCCUUUUUUGCAUCUAAAUUACCACACAACGAUCGUUAAGCAGCCCAGCCUUCGCUGAACUUUGCCAGUGCAGAGAGAUAAACGGACUGUUUGCAACCCAGUGUACGUCCAGCCAGGGUGUGAGCAUUCGCAUAUUUUGUCUUAAUUUCGUGUCCGCUAUGCAUCGUGUCGUGAAAUCAGCAAGCAUUUUCCGUGCUUUGGCCGCCUCGGUUCGGAAUUAUUCGGUGCCGGCACCUAAAUCAUCCCCCGAGAUUCUCUACACAGGGAUCUUUAUCAACAAUGAGUGGCACAAAAGCUCGACCGGCAAGACCUUUCCUACGAUCAACCCGUCCAACGAGCAGGUGAUCGCGGAGAUCCAGCAGGGCAGCAAAGCCGACAUCGAUCAGGCGGUUGUAGCGGCCAGAGAUGCUUUCAAGCUGGGCUCACCAUGGCGUCGUAUGGAUGCUUCGAAGCGUGGCCAACUGCUGUACCGUCUGGCGGAUUUGAUGGAGCGCGAUCGGGUGUACCUAGCGAGCUUGGAAACGCUGGACAAUGGCAAACCGUACUUCAUGUCGUACAACGUCGACGUCCCGAUGGCGAUCAGCAACUUGCGCUAUUACGCUGGCUGGGCAGAUAAGAACCACGGCAAGGUUAUACCGAUGGAUGGGGAGUUCUUCGUGUACACGCGCCACGAACCGGUCGGAGUGUGCGGACAGAUCAUCCCCUGGAACUUCCCGAUACUGAUGGCGGCUUGGAAGUUUGGACCGGCGCUGGCGACCGGUAAUACCAUCAUCUUGAAACCGGCCGAACAGACCAGCCUGACGGCACUGUACAUGGCACAGCUGACCAAAGAAGCUGGAUUCCCGCCCGGCGUGAUCAACGUUGUGCCCGGGUACGGUGAUGCUGGUGCCGCACUGGUCGAUCAUCCGGAUGUGGACAAGGUGGCAUUUACUGGUUCGACGGAGGUGGGCAAGAAAAUUCAGCAAGGUUCUGGAUUGAGCAAUCUGAAGCGCACCACACUCGAGCUGGGCGGUAAAAGCCCCAACAUCAUCCUGUCCGAUGCGGACAUGAAGCACGCCGUCGAAACGUCUCACUUUGGGCUGUUCUUCAACAUGGGUCAGUGCUGUUGUGCCGGGUCGCGUACCUUCAUUGAGGACAAAAUUUACGACGAGUUCGUUGAGCGUAGUGCCGAGCGGGCGAAGAAGCGUACGGUCGGUAAUCCGUUCGAUUUGACUACCGAGCAUGGCCCUCAGGUUGACCGGGAUCAGUUCGACAAAAUUUUGGGACUAAUCGACACUGGCAAACAGCAGGGAGCACGGUUGGUGGCAGGCGGAGAAAAGGUGCAGGACCUGCCCGGUUACUUCAUCCAGCCGACGGUGUUUGCGGACGUGCAGGACGACAUGACGAUCGCGAAGGAAGAAAUUUUCGGCCCGGUACAGCAGCUGAUCCGCUUCAAAUCGCUCGACGAGGUGAUCGAGCGUGCGAACAAGACCGAUUACGGGUUGGCGGCGGCCAUCUUUUCGAAGGACAUCGACAAGGUGAACUAUCUCGUGCAGGGACUGCGGGCCGGCACGGUUUGGGUGAACACGUACAACGUGCUUUCGGCGCAGGCACCGUUCGGUGGGUACAAAAUGUCGGGCCAUGGUCGCGAGAAUGGCGAGUACGGACUGCAGGCGUACACGGAGGUGAAGAGCGUCAUCACCCGUAUUCCGGUAAAGAAUUCUUAAAUUCGGAUAUCGGCUUAAGGAAAAAGAAACAGAAAUGCACUAACCAAACGCACCAAACGCGCCAUACACGAGUUGCUGUUAAACGGCAGAAAACAAAAAAAAAAACAUUGAAUUUGUUGUUAAACGUAAGAAUAUAAACACAUCACUUUUGUCAAAAAAAAACAAUCCAUGAGUGGACAGUCGGGGUGUGGGUAAUUGUGAAUGUCCUUUUUAGGAAAAUAAACGAAAGCAUGCGAAAGUA